UCACAAAAUGUUUUUCUUCCCACCAUCCCAUCCUUAACCUAUACCAUAGACCUCCCUCUCUCUCACUCUCUUCAUUUCUUCUUCCUCAUCAUUGUUAACUCUUUUCUGCAACUUCAUCUUCCUUAAACAUCACUCAUGGCGUCUCUUCUGCUCCUCAACCACCUCCAAUCUCCUCCCCUUUCACCACCACACGCCACCACCUUCAACAACACACCAACCACAACCCUCUCAUUCUUUUCCAAAACCAAACCCCCAUUCAUCCUCAAAUGCUCUUCCACCUCAAACCUAAGCCCAAAACUGGACCAAGAAGACGUCCAAGGAAAAGAACAAGAAACAUUUGAUUUUGAGGCUCCCUUGAGCCAAGUGUGGAGGGAAAUCCAAGGCAUGAAGGAUUGGAAAGGGUUGAUAGAGCCAACCAUGAACCCUCUCCUCCGGCGAGAAAUAAUCCGGUAUGGGGAACUGGCACAGGCAUGCUACGACUCCUUCGACUUCGACCCUCAUUCCAAGUACUGCGGAACCUGCAAGUACCAUCCCUCCCACUUCUUCCACCAACUCAGCAUUCCCCACUCCGGCUACACCAUCACCCGCUACCUCUACGCCACCUCCAACAUCAACCUCCCCAACUUCUUCCAGAAGUCCAACCUCGCCUCCGUCUGGAGCCCGCACGCCAACUGGAUGGGCUACGUCGCCGUCAUCACCGACAAGGAACACAUCAAACACCUCGGUCGCCGCGACAUCCUAAUUGCAUGGCGCGGAACAGUCACCUACGUCGAAUGGAUCCACGACCUCAAAGACAUUCUCCGUCCCGCGCUCUUCUCCAGAGACCAAACCAUCAAGGUAGAAUCUGGAUUCCACGACUUGUACACCAAGAAAGAACACUCCUGCACCUAUUGCUCUUUCUCGGCUCGCGAACAAGUACUCUCAGAGGUUAAACGUCUUCUUAACUACUACAAAGACGAAGAGAUAAGCAUCACCGUCACCGGGCACAGUCUCGGUGCUGCGUUGGCCGUUCUGAGCGCGUACGACAUAGCCGAGGUUAGGUUAAACGUGGUUGGCGACGGUGGUGAACGUGUUCCCGUGACGGUGUUUUCGUUUGCGGGGCCUAGGGUUGGGAAUUUGAAGUUUAAAGAGCGGUGUGAGGAGCUCGGGGUGAAGGUUCUGAGAGUGGUGAACGUGCACGAUGUGGUACCCACCGUGCCGGGGAUAAUAACGAACGAGAAGUUUCGGUUUCAGAAGUACAUAGAGGAUGCGCUGUCGUUUCCGUGGAGCUAUGCGCACGUGGGGACGGAGAUUGCGUUGGAUCACAGAGAGAGUCCGUUCGUGAAGGGGAACGUGGAUCUGGUGAGUGCGCAUAACUUGGAGGUUCAUCUGCACCUCGUUGAUGGCUACCAUGGGAAGGAAAAGAGGUUCUGCUUGGCGUCGAAGCGUGACAUAGCGCUUGUGAACAAGAGCUGUGACUUUCUCAGGAGUGAGUACGGCGUUCCGCCGAACUGGCGGCAGGACGAGAACAAGGGGAUGGUGAGAGGCGGCGAUGGGCGGUGGGUUCUGCCGGAGCGCCCCAGAUUGGAGGCUCAUCCACCAGACAUGGCCCACCAUCUCCAGCAAGUGUUGGACAACCACCUCGCAGGUCAGCAAUUAGAAACCACUUAACAUGAUGAUGUUUAAGAAAAAAAACAGUGUAAAAUAUGUUCUGAUGAUGUUUAAGAAAAUAUUAACCUGUGUUUUGAAGAAAA
Messenger RNA from Vigna angularis (adzuki bean), 1733 nucleotides. Its product is annotated as phospholipase A1-Igamma3, chloroplastic. The record is from RefSeq and is a predicted model, not a curated record. The transcript has a single exon. Gene Ontology annotation, molecular function: glycerophospholipase activity. Gene Ontology annotation, biological process: lipid metabolic process. Bases 136 to 1650 code for a protein of 504 amino acids. NCBI's taxonomy places the organism in Eukaryota, Viridiplantae, Streptophyta, Magnoliopsida, Fabales, Fabaceae.